GUUUGGAGCCCGCACCAUCGAGCUUCAGUUCAGAAGGUACCUCCAACGCAGAUUCCAUUAUAGGUAGCUCGUGUCGAAACGGCUCAAGUGAGGCAAAGUGAAGAUAAGAACCAUGAACCUCAUGCAUCUCCUAUCCACGAGGCUGAUGUCGAAUGGUGUGACCUCAGUCAAGAACUCGCUUCAAAGUUGUCUCCAAGCAUUGUCUCCCUUGCUUCAUUUGAUGGAGAGGCAUUGCAAUCUGAAUGCACAGGCAUGGUUAUUCACAGCAAACUGCCUUGGGCCUCUUUUCUGACCACGGGAAGUUUGUUUGGAUCAGUAGGUUACAAACACUGGAGCGCAUUGACGAUCAAGGUGCGCCUUCCAAAUGGCAAAGUGGUAGAUGGGUGGCUCAACUAUCAUUCGUCCUUUUGCGAUCUCGCCGUUGUCGGCACCAAUUCCUUGCUGCACUUCCUGCGCUCACAUAAUCUUCGUGUAGCAUGUCUCGAUGACAACAUGCAAGUUGAUUCGGUGGCCGGGGUAUUAGCUGUAAGGCGGUGCUUCGACUCAGGCAAAUUAGUGUACACCAGAGGGUCACUGACUGGUGGAAUUCAAAACGAAGAGCUUAAUUUGCCACUGACUGGUGCAAUUCAAGACAAAGAGCUUAAUUUUUCCACAUGCAAAAUCACCGAGGCUGCCAGUGGAGGACCACUUGUUGAUUGUGAUGGGAAUAUUGUUGGAAUGAACUACUAUGGCGGGAAAAUAACUCCAUUCCUACCAAGUAAUCUAAUUUUUGACCUCCUUGGGCUUGAGAUGUUCUGGGCUGCAAGUGAAGAAGAUCAUCGCUGUACAGAUGAGACAGAAGAAUCUUAUAGCGACAGUCCGAAAGAACUCACUGACGACCAACUUGAACGUAUACUUGCUCCCUGGCCUGCUUCCGGUGAUGACUUUAAGGAUAGAGCAAAUGAGAUGCUAAGGACUGCUGGUCAUCCCUUGCCAAAGUUUGCUGAUGAUGGCAUGUACUUGAAAGAGGGUUUUGACGAUGAAUUCGGCAACGGUAAUUGGAGUGAACCAACCAGGACAGUUGCUUCAAAGAUGUCUCUAAGUGUUGUGGCACUUGCUUCAUUCAUCGUAGAAUAUGAUUCUACUGGGGAGCACGACAAGGAGAAAAGAAGAAAGCAUUUUGCUUGCACAGGUGUAAUUAUAGUGUGCGAUGGAUCCACUGCAAGAGUUCUGAUUUCAGCAAGUUUAGUUAGAACUUCUGGUGAAGAAAACAACAUUCAUCCUGGAUUGAAGAUUGAAGUGUGCCUUUGGAGCGAAAGACGUGUGGACGGGACAUUGCAACAUUAUGACUUGCACUAUAAUGCAGCUAUUGUCAGCAUCGAGGGUGCCUGCAGUUAUUGUGCGGCAAACCUUGAUGAACCAUCUAAAACUGAUGAGGUAGUAGCUCUAGGGCGCGCCUUCGAAUCAGGCGAGUUAAUGGCCACGAACGGGGCUGUGACUGGUGAAAGUAGCAGAUUUGAUUGCAAAGAGCUUCGGAUGUCCACUUGUACAAUUACCAAGGCUGGGAUUGGAGGGCCCCUUGUUGAUUUUGAUGGGAACUUUGUUGGCAUGAACUUCUAUGACAUGGAACAAACUCCUUAUCUGCCAAGGGAUAUAAUCCUGGAAGUCAUCAGGCGUUUUGAUGCAAAACGGACUGCUGCUGCUGCUGUCGAGGCUACAGAAGAGUCUGAAUUUCACAGCUGGCCCGUGCCCGACGCCUACUGGGUUUAUCCGAGUCGUUACCCCGAACCCCCGCGCCCUCCUGCAAGCUUUGAGUUGGAGUAAAAUACUAAAAUGUGUGUUUUAUUUUGUGCUUGUAUUUUGUUUGGCUUAGGAGGUGGAUGGUUUUGUCAGGCUUUGGAUGAUGGUUCUCAAGUGUUGUACUGCCGGACCC
Molecule: messenger RNA, 1912 nt
Organism: Triticum aestivum (bread wheat)
Lineage: Eukaryota; Viridiplantae; Streptophyta; Magnoliopsida; Poales; Poaceae
Exons: 14
Coding region: 253-1803 (516 amino acids)
Source: RefSeq, a predicted model, not a curated record